Ctenocephalides felis (cat flea) is the source of this 597-nucleotide messenger RNA. RefSeq names its product thyrotroph embryonic factor. Gene Ontology annotation, cellular component: nucleus. Gene Ontology annotation, molecular function: RNA polymerase II cis-regulatory region sequence-specific DNA binding; DNA-binding transcription factor activity, RNA polymerase II-specific. The record is from RefSeq and is a predicted model, not a curated record. Bases 1 to 597 code for a protein of 198 amino acids. The transcript has 6 exons. Lineage: Eukaryota; Metazoa; Arthropoda; Insecta; Siphonaptera; Pulicidae. Gene Ontology annotation, biological process: regulation of transcription by RNA polymerase II.
AUGUCGGCAUUUUCUGCUUUGCAUUUAUUGAGAAGUUACAACCAUUUAUUUAUACCAGAGUUGUCCAGUUACGGUACAGUCCUACCUCUGAUUUGCCAACCAAAUUUACAAACCGACAACAAUUUCAACAUUAACCAGAAAUGCACAGAAUUCAGUCUACUAUCCCCCAGAGACAUUUUAGCAGAUAACCAGAAGAUAAAUUUGAAUCUAAAAACUGAUUCCUAUAUAAUUCCGCCGCUUGUACAGAGUUUGGAUUUUAAUAUCAACUUGGGCGACAGAUUAUCGAGUUCAAGGUCGUGUAAUUCCCUUCAAAGCCCCCAGACGCCUCGAACAAGAGGCGAAAAGAGACCCAUCCCUGAAGAACAGAAAGACGAAAGAUAUUUCGAGCGACGGAAGAGAAAUAAUAGAGCUGCUAAAAAAAGUAGGGAUGCCAGGAAGAUGAGGGAAGAUCAGAUAGCCCUAAGGGCAGCGAUUUUGGAGCAAGAAAACCGACUGCUCCGAGUCCAAUUAUUUCAAGCAAAACAAGAAUUGGCGAUGGCCAAGGAGCAGCUGACGCAGCAGCAAUUGUUCAGCCAUAAUCAUGAACAAACAAUUUAA